Molecule: messenger RNA, 441 nt
Organism: Linum trigynum
Lineage: Eukaryota; Viridiplantae; Streptophyta; Magnoliopsida; Malpighiales; Linaceae
Source: the annotation of a GenBank genome assembly
AUGGUUGAACGUCUUGCUGGUCUGCUCCCCCAAAUUGUCUCGGAGGGGCAGAAUGCGUUUAUUCGAGACCGUCAGAUUAUCGAUAACAUCCUUAUUGGGCAUGAGUUAAUGCACUAUCUUAAAAUUAAGAAGCAAGGGAAGAAGGGGUAUAUGGCUUUGAAGGUUGACAUGGAAAAGGCCUAUGAUAGAGUCGAAUGGCCCUUUCUUCUGGCGGUUCUGGAUAAGAUGGGUUUUAACUCGAUCUGGAAAGGGUGGGUUCACGAGUGUCUUCGGUCCUCCUCUUUCUCGGUUCUGAUGAAUGGUUCACCCUCUAGGUAUUUCUCUGCCUCUAGGGGUCUUCGCCAGGGUGAUCCGCUAUCCCCUCUUCUGUUUGUGCUUUGCACGGAAGGGUUUGCGGCACUCCUCCGGAAGACGAUCUCUGAGAAGAAAUUAGAGGGGUAA